AUGGGGGAUUCCGAUAGAGAUUCCGGUGGAGGGCAAAACGGGAACAACCAGAACGGACAGUCUUCGUUGUCUCCCAGAGAGCAAGACAGGUUCCUGCCGAUUGCUAACGUGAGCCGGAUCAUGAAGAAGGCCUUGCCCGCAAACGCCAAGAUCUCCAAAGAUGCCAAGGAGACGAUGCAGGAGUGUGUCUCGGAGUUCAUAAGUUUCGUCACCGGAGAGGCGUCGGAUAAGUGUCAGAAGGAGAAGAGGAAGACCAUCAACGGCGACGAUUUGCUCUGGGCUAUGACCACUCUUGGGUUCGAGGAUUAUGUUGAGCCAUUGAAAGUUUACUUGCAGAGGUUUAGGGAGAUCGAAGGGGAGAGGACUGGACUCGGAAGGCCACAAACCGGCGGUGAAGCCGGAGAGCAUCAGAGAGAUGCCGUUGGCGGCGAUGGAGGUGGAUACUACGGUGCUGGGAUGCAGUAUCACCAGCCUCAUCAGUUUCUUCACCAGCAGAACCAUAUGUAUGGGUCCACAGGCGGCGGUGGCGGCGACAGUGGAGGAGGAGCUGCCUCCGGUAGGACAAGGACUUAA
This is a messenger RNA of Thlaspi arvense, 573 nucleotides long. The record is from the annotation of a GenBank genome assembly. NCBI's taxonomy places the organism in Eukaryota, Viridiplantae, Streptophyta, Magnoliopsida, Brassicales, Brassicaceae.